This is a messenger RNA of Haliotis rubra (blacklip abalone), 884 nucleotides long. RefSeq lists its product as uncharacterized. The annotation marks the transcript as partial. Gene Ontology annotation, cellular component: nucleus. NCBI's taxonomy places the organism in Eukaryota, Metazoa, Mollusca, Gastropoda, Lepetellida, Haliotidae. The transcript is spliced from 6 exons. The record is from RefSeq and is a predicted model, not a curated record.
GACCCAUUCUCGAAACGAUCCUAUCCCUGUCCUAACUUGAGUUUCCGAUCCUAGCUAGGAUAGCGAGCUCUUCAGUCGGUGAGAUAGAAAAGCGAAGGGAUUUCCCAUAUGACGUCACAGCUUUUUGGGAAAUCCCCGAGCAGACGUCAAAAUGUCAAGCUCAAGCGAGAUGGCGACCGCAGAAAAGAAAGCGAGAAAAGUCAACUGGACUCGGAACGAGAUGGAUUGUUUAGUUGAUGAGGUGGAGAAGCAUAAGUCUAUUCUAUUUAGCUCAUUUUCAUCCGUUGUUACCAACAGCAAGAAGCAACAGAUUUGGAAGGACAUAUCAAACAGGAGUGACACAAGGAGGAAAGCCACUAGCCUAAAGAAGGCUAUAUUCCAGACAGGCGGAGGGCCAUCACCAUCUCCACUGAGUGACUUUGAGUAUAAGGUGGUGUCCCUCAUUCCAUCCGCACAAAUCAAUGGUUGCACAGGGGGGCUGGAUAGUGAAGACUUGUCAGCCUUCUCAGGAUUGGGCAGUGUGUUGUUUGAUGCAGCUGUUCCCUCGACUUCAACUAGCAGCAACAAUUUGAAUGUCGACUCUGCCCGGACAUCACCUAUCCUCCUUUCGCCCUGCACUCCACCUCGACAAGCAGCACCACCAACACCGCAUGAUCCACCAGCAUCGUUCCAAUUGUCACCAGACAUAGUUUCGAGACCUGGGAGUAAGAAACAAAAGACAAAAGUUCAUACUCAUGAAGACAGUGCAGCCCAGGCAGCUGAAGUGGUCCAGCAGGAGAGGGAGAAGGUGGCCAUCUUGCGGAACGCUUGCAGAUCGACAGAGAGCGCCUGCAAGAGCCAAUACUCAAUGGUUGCGGCUGAUGAGAAAACAGGCAGAUCAGACU